Messenger RNA from Gastrolobium bilobum, 953 nucleotides. Its product is annotated as pectinesterase inhibitor 6-like. The coding region runs from base 79 to 672 and encodes 197 amino acids. Gene Ontology annotation, biological process: negative regulation of catalytic activity. NCBI's taxonomy places the organism in Eukaryota, Viridiplantae, Streptophyta, Magnoliopsida, Fabales, Fabaceae. Gene Ontology annotation, molecular function: enzyme inhibitor activity. The transcript has a single exon. The record is from RefSeq and is a predicted model, not a curated record.
UCCCUUCUGUUCUUAAUACAGUUUGUACCAAACUAGCAUCACUAUUUUUUUUUCUUUUCUUCAUUGACAUUCUAUAAAAUGAUCAUUAUAGCACGCCUUAUGUUGCUGCUUGCGUUGUUUCUUUCAUUCCUAACAAAUACUGGCCAAAUGGUAUUUGCAAAAGGGAACGAUAAUGUUAGAGAUGCUUGCAGUGUAACAAGGUAUCAAGACCUUUGUAUACACUCUCUAGCACAUUUCUCUAACACUGCGGGAAGAAGCCCCAGCAAGUGGGCACGUGCUGGAGUGUCAGUGACAAUUGGCGAGGUUAAGAAUGUUCUAACAUAUGUGACAAAAUUGAAGAGGAACGGAAGCAUGAAAGGAAGAAACAGAGUUGCCCUUUCAGAUUGUGUUGAGACUUUUGGCGAUGCUCUUGAUGAACUUCACAGAUCACUGGGUGUUCUGAGGAGGCUGAGCAAAAGCACAUUUAGUACCCAAAUGGGGGACCUCAAUACAUGGAUAAGUGCAGCACUCACUGACGAAGAUACUUGCCUUGACGGGUUUCAAGGCAAAACUCAAAGGCAAAUCAAAUUGCUCCAAAAUCGGGUUCAGAAUGUGUCUUACAUAACAAGUAACGCUCUAGCUCUCGUCAACAAACUUGCCACUACAGGUAUUGGAAGCAUCACUGAUCCAUAGAAGUUCUGAAAUGGGUAACAGAAAUUCUCUCUAAAUUAAGGAUAUAGAAAUAAGUUGUGAACAGGUGUCCUAUAGAUACUCUAUAAUAGUGGCUUUAUUUCUAAGAUAUAUGUAUACUUGUUUCUUUUAAAUCGUCCUGGAAAUGUGACAGAGAGAAGAAAUAAAGAAAGCCUAGCUAGGAUGAGAUGAGAUAUGUCUGGAUAUUGAGUUUGGUUCAACUUGCACUAUGGAUUGGAUGCUGCUUCCUCUUUGUAAAUAUGACAUGCAAUCCUAAAAGCUAU